Molecule: messenger RNA, 8641 nt
Organism: Phascolarctos cinereus (koala)
Lineage: Eukaryota; Metazoa; Chordata; Mammalia; Diprotodontia; Phascolarctidae
Gene: PCSK5
Product: proprotein convertase subtilisin/kexin type 5
Biological process (GO): peptide hormone processing
Cellular component (GO): Golgi membrane; trans-Golgi network
Molecular function (GO): serine-type endopeptidase activity
Source: RefSeq, a predicted model, not a curated record
AGGGAAAAAGAAGGAGGAAGAAGAAGAAAGAAAACACAAGAUAAUCAAGUGGGGAGAAAAGAAAAGGAGUGAGAAGGAGGUAAAGAACUGCGGUGAAGAAGAAAGACAAACUCAAAACAUUCAUCUGUAAAGAGAAAACCAAACAAACCUAAAAGCUUCAAAACUGGGAGAGCAGCCCCUAUCCACUCACUUCAUCUCCUGAAGGGGAGAGGAUAAGGUAGUUCACCUUAACAAUCAGAAAUGGUCUAAAAGCCAGCGCAAGGUCCAAUGCAAUAUUCCAAGCUAUUUCUAGUUUCUUCCACCUAAAUUUGGAAGGGUUUCUCGCUGCGGCUGGGGAUUGUCUGACUGGCAGUGGUGAACGUUAAGGAGCCGCUGGAGCCCAGGGGAAAGGGAGCUUUGAAAGAGAAGUUGUGUUGAUUGGGGUGGUUUCCCGAGGAGGAGAAAGGACGAUGGUCUGGAGGAGUCGGUGCUGCCUGGGGCGAUUGGACCUGCUCUGUGUGUUGGCCCUGCUUUUGGGCUGCCUGCUGCCAGUAUGUAGGACUCGCGUGUACACCAACCACUGGGCUGUAAAGAUCGCCGGGGGAUUCCAGGAGGCCAACAGGAUAGCUAGCAAAUACGGAUUCAUCAAUAUUGGACAGAUUGGCGCACUGAAAGAUUACUAUCACUUUUACCAUAGCAGGACAAUUAAAAGGUCUGUUCUCUCAAGCCGAGGUACCCACAGCUUCAUUUCAAUGGAACCAAAGGUUGAGUGGAUACAACAGCAAGUGGUUAAAAAAAGGAUAAAGAGGGACUUUGAACUCAGUGGUGCCCAGUCUACUUACUUCAAUGAUCCAAAGUGGCCAAGCAUGUGGUAUAUGCACUGCAGUGAUAACACUCACCCCUGUCAGUCAGAUAUGAACAUUGAAGGGGCUUGGAAGAGAGGUUACACUGGAAGAGAUGUUGUGGUCACUAUCUUGGAUGAUGGCAUCGAAAGGACUCAUCCAGAUUUGGUGAAGAACUACGACUCUCAAGCAAGUUUCGAUGUGAAUGGGAAUGAUUUCGACCCAAUGCCUCGUUACGAUGCCAGCAAUGAGAACAAACAUGGGACCCGUUGUGCUGGGGAAGUGGCAGCUGCAGCAAACAACUCACACUGCACAGUAGGAAUUGCAUUCAACGCCAAGAUUGGAGGAGUGCGAAUGCUAGAUGGAGAUGUAACAGAUAUGGUGGAAGCAAAGUCUGUCGGCUUCAAUCCCCAAUAUGUGGCCAUCUACAGUGCUAGUUGGGGUCCAGAUGAUGAUGGCAAGACAGUAGAUGGACCUGCUCCUCUAACCCGGCAAGCCUUUGAGACUGGUGUGAGAUUGGGACGAAGAGGCCUCGGCUCUGUUUUCGUCUGGGCAUCUGGAAAUGGAGGAAGAAGUAAAGACCACUGCUCCUGUGAUGGGUACACCAAUAGCAUCUACACUAUCUCAAUAAGUAGUACCGCUGAAAGUGGGAAGAAACCAUGGUAUCUGGAAGAGUGUUCAUCUACACUGGCCACAACGUAUAGCAGUGGAGAAUCCUACGAUAAGAAAAUCAUCACCACAGACCUGAGGCAGCGUUGCACAGAUAACCAUACGGGAACAUCAGCCUCAGCCCCUAUGGCUGCCGGCAUCAUCGCCCUGGCUUUGGAAGCCAAUCCGUUUCUGACCUGGAGAGAUGUGCAGCAUGUUAUUGUAAGGACUUCCCGUGCAGGACAUUUGAGCGCUAAUGACUGGAAAACCAAUGCUGCUGGUUUUAAGGUGAGCCACCUCUAUGGAUUUGGGCUGAUGGAUGCAGAAGCCAUGGUGAUGGAAGCCGAAAAGUGGACCACUGUCCCCCAGCAGCAUGUGUGUGUGGAGAGCACUGACCGGCAAAUCAAAACCAUACGACCCAGCAGUGCUGUCCGCUCCAUUUACAAAGCUUCUGGCUGCUCCGACAACCCCAACCACCAUGUGAACUACCUGGAGCAUGUGGUCGUACGCAUCACCAUCACCCACCCUCGAAGGGGAGAUCUGGCCAUCUAUCUGACCUCACCUUCAGGAACCAGGUCCCAGCUCUUAGCCAAUAGGCUAUUUGAUCAUUCUAUGGAAGGAUUCAAAAACUGGGAGUUUAUGACUAUUCAUUGCUGGGGAGAAAAAGCAGCAGGUGACUGGGUGCUGGAAGUUUACGAUACCCCAUCUCAGCUGAGGAACUUCAAGACACCAGGCAAAUUGAAAGAAUGGUCUUUGGUCCUCUACGGAACAUCCAUUCAGCCUUAUUCUCCAACAAAUGACUUUCCCAGAGUGGAACGUGUACGCUCUAGUCGAGUGGAGGACCCUACAGAAGACUACAUUACAGAUGAUUAUGCAGGUCCUUGUGACCCCGAGUGCAGUAAAGUAGGAUGUGAUGGACCAGGACCAGACCACUGCAAUGACUGCCUGCACUACUACUACAAACUGAAAAACAAUACACGAAUCUGUGUCUCAAGCUGUCCCCCGGGUCACUACCAUGCAGACAAGAAGCGCUGUAGAAAAUGUGCCCCAAGUUGUGAGUCUUGUAUUGGAAGCCAUAGUAACCAAUGCCUGUCUUGCAAAUAUGGCUACUUCCUGAAUGAAGAAACCAAUACUUGUGUCAUCACCUGCCCAGAUGGAUUUUACCAGGAUAUGAAUAAAAACCUUUGCCGGAAAUGCAGUGAAAACUGCAGGACAUGUACUGAUUCUCAGAACUGCACUGAAUGCAGACAUGGCUUAAGCCUACAUGGAUCCCGAUGUACUGUCACCUGUGAAGAUGGGAAAUACUACAGUGGAAAGGACUGUGAGCCAUGCCACCGUUUCUGUGCCACCUGUUCCGGGGCAGGAGCUGAUACAUGCAUUACCUGCAGUGAGGGCUACUUCAUGGAAGAUGGGAAGUGUGUGCAGACCUGCAGUAAUAGUUAUUAUUUUGACCACUCUUUAGAGAGUGGCUACAAAUCCUGCAAAAGAUGUGCUGCCAGCUGUCUGGCCUGCAGUGGUCCCGGAGACAGAAACUGUACCAGUUGCCCUAGUAAUUAUCUCUUAGAUACAGGGGCCUGCGUCCUUGGAGCAAUCUGUAAGGAUGGGGAAUACAUUGAUGACCUGGGCCGCUGCCUACGCUGUGAUGUCUCUUGUUCCACAUGCCGGGGUCCAACUCGAGAGAACUGCACUAGCUGCCUCAUUACAAGGUUCUUUGACAAUGACCGCUGCGUCCUGACCUGUCCUUCAGGGAAAUUUGAAUUUCACAACCAAUGCCAUCCGUGUCAUCACACUUGCCAAGAAUGCCAAGGAAGUGAGCCCUCCAACUGUACCUCCUGUGGCACAGACAAGCAUGGGAAGAAACGCUUCCUGUACAUGGGUGAGUGCCGAGAAGGUUGCCCUGCUGGGUACCACCAUUCUGACAACACCUGCCUGCCCUGCCCUGAGAACUGCGAGCUCUGCACUAGCUCUUCUUACUGCACUCGAUGUUUGCAAGGAUUCUACAUCUUACCCUCAAACAACACCUGCCAGAAGUUAGAAUGCAGAGAAGGGGAAGUGAGAGAUCCAGACUACGAAGACUGCAUGCCUUGUGAAGAAGGAUGCCUGGGCUGCAGCUUGGAUGAUCCAGGAACCUGUACGUCCUGCGCUACAGGAUAUUACUUGUUCAAACAGCACUGCUAUCAAACUUGUCCUGAGAAGACCUACAGUGAAGAUUUUGAAUGUAGGGAGUGCAGUGAAUAUUGUGGGGACUGCGACCAGAAUGAGUGCUACUGGUGUGAAGAGGGGUUUUAUCUUUUCGGUGACAUUUGUGUCAGAGAGUGUGGCCCGGGUUUCUACAGUGACACUGAAGUUGGAGAGUGUGAGCCAUGUCACCGAACCUGCAAAACCUGCACAGUUGGCUAUGAUAAGUGCAGCAGCUGCAAAGGAGAUUUACAGCUGGUGGAUGGGAAGUGCGUGGACCCCUCCAAGACCCCAGGACAGGACACAUUCGGGAGCGGUAACUGGAAAAAACAUCAACUUUGUGAUCCUUCUUGUAAAACCUGUGAUGGAUCAGACACUCUGUGCACUUCCUGUCGUAAAGGAACCUAUCUUUUCUCUCAGUCCUGCAUCCCUGCCUGUCCCCAAGGAACAUGGCCCUCAGAGAAGAAUGGGAGAUGUGAGAAAUGCACAGAGGAUUGUGAGUCCUGCUCUACAAUGAAUAACUGUAUGAAGUGUCUGUCUCAGUCAGACCAUCCUCUCUACCUGCACCAUGGCAGAUGCUAUACGCAGUGCCCUGAGGGGUUUUAUGCAGAAAAUGGCACUUGCAAACCCUGUGACUUAGCUUGUAAAACAUGUGAAGGAAAUGCCACCCACUGCCGCUCGUGUGAAAGGGACCUGGUCUUGGCCCAGGGCAUGUGCCAGAAAUCCUGCCCUGAGAGGCACAUUGCCGUGGACGGGAUGUGCAGACAUUGUCCAGAAAUGUGUCAAAAGUGCAUACAUGAGAAAACAUGUAAAGAAUGCAUGCCGCCUUUCCUCUUGCAUGAUGAAAUGUGCCUUCGGGACUGCCCCCCUGGCUUCUAUGAAGACUCCUACAAGUGUCACCCUUGCAGUGAGAGCUGUAAGGAGUGCAGUGGCCCCGAUGAUGAUGACUGUAAAGCCUGCCCUGAUUCCUGGGUUCUCUAUAAUGGAUGGUGUCUGGAUGCAUGCCCAGAUGGGACUUACUAUGAAAGGGGUUCCAGAGACUGCAAAGGUUGCCAUGAGACCUGUAAGACUUGUUCCUCUUCUUGGAUGUGUGCUUCUUGUAAAGAAGGCUUGGCAAUGACAUGGCUGGGAUCCUGGACACAUAAGGACUGCAGCUCUUCUGAAUACAUGGAUGAGAAGACCCAGAUCUGUAAACCUUGUCACGAGAAAUGCUCUCAGUGCACAGGACCUGCUGAAGAUGACUGCCUCAGCUGCGCCACUGAGGGCCUUCUUCUCAAUACAACUUGCGUAGAAAAGUGUCCUGAUGGCUACUAUACUGAUACAGAAAAUUACCGAUGUUCUCCUUGCCAUAGCUCUUGUGAGACGUGUGAAGGGAAGCAUAGCACCCAAUGUCAAUCCUGUCAUCCAGGCUGGUUCAGGCUAGAAAAUAAAUGUCUGCUCGAAUGUGAGGAAGGAUAUUAUGCAGAUAAUUCCAGUGGACUAUGUGAAAAAUGCAACCAGGACUGCAGAGAGUGUUGGGGCCCUCGCUCCACAGACUGCUUGUCUUGUCACAAGUAUUUCUUCCUGAUCCACUCUAAAGGAGAAUGCCAUCGCACCUGCCCUGAACACUACUACACAGAAAACAGGACACAUACCUGUGAGAGAUGUCAUCCGACCUGUAAUGAGUGCAAAGGAAAGGGACCCUUGAACUGCUUAUCCUGCAUGUGGAGCUACCAUCUCUUAGGAGGAAUCUGCAGCUCAGAUUGUCUUACAGGAGAAUACAGAGUAGGCGAGGGAGAAGAUUUUGAAUGUGAUAAAUGCCAUGAGAGCUGUACUGAGUGCAAGGGCCCAGGCCCUCAAAACUGCACCAUGUGCCCAGCUAAUAUGAUGCUGUAUGAAGAGGAUGGUCGCUGCAUUCCCUGCUGCAGCAGCUCAAAUUUUACAGAUGUUCAGGAUUGCUGUGACUGCCAAGAGACCACAGAGGAGUGCAGCUUUCGACAUGGUGUGAUUAUGCCCAAGACUGAGAAGUCAAAGAGGACAGGUCUGCUCAUCACUUCCUCCAUCAUGCUGAUCCUCCUCUUUGGGGUCACAAUCUAUGUUUGGAAGAGGUCCCGGGCCAAAUCCCAAAAGGCUCAAAAGGCUGGAUAUGAGAAACUGUCAUACCAAAACAAGACUUCCUCUUCCUAUAAAAGCAGCUAUCGAGAGAGCACCAACUUCCAAGAGGACCAAGUUAUUGAAUACAGAGACCGGGACUAUGAUGAAGAUGAAGAUGAUGACAUUGUCUACAUGAGUCAAGAUGGCACAGUCUAUCGGAAAUUUAAGUAUGGUCUGCUGAAUGAUGAUGAUGAAGAUGAGUUGGAAUAUGAUGAUGAGAGCUACUCAUUUAAGUAAAUUCAAAUAUAUUGAUAGGAUUACUUUUCUACUCCUAAGUAUUAACUUUGGGGAGUAUUUUAUUGCUGGCAACCCCAGCUCAGGCUUUGUGGACAUCCUUAAACAUUUUUUCUAUUCUUUUGGGUAUUUAAGCUCAGGUAUCACUCCAAAUUCAUUCAGAAUCCAAGAGAAAGGCAAAGAUGAAUAGGUCUUUUCCCUAGGCAUUAUAUCAAAGCACCACUACCCUCACUUCAGUUAACAGCCCAGAGUGAAAAUACAUGUUUUCCACUAGUUGCAAGAGAUCAAACAUUCCCUACAGGCCUCCCAUUUCCACACUACACAAAGGAGUUGGGAGUGGCUCCUGGGACUUUCUAAAACUUCCUGGGGUACUCUUAAUUUUUUUCAUGACUUUUUUUAACUGUUUAUUUUUAGUUUUGUCCAUAAGUCAAACUGUGAGAAUUAACAAGAAAGUCACCCCUUCUUCUUAUCACAGACUUCUAAACUCUCUCUCUCUCUCUUUCACACACACACAGGCUGGCAUUUGGCACAUGCUACAAUGGAGUAGAUCUGCUACAGAAGUUGUCAGCUAUUGCCUAUAUUCUUACAAGAUUUAGAGAAAGUGUCAGGGGAGAAGAAUGGACGGUUUCCUAGGCUUAAUAGCUCUUUGAAAUGCUAUAGGCUGACAAUAUUGUUUAGGGACCAAAGGACUACAAAUGGAAGUGUGGGGAGGCAGGCAGUAAUAAGAACAGGCAGAAGAAAACUCUGAGAUUGCCAAAGAGCACAUCUGUCUCUUAUUGGUGUGGUUGUUUUCUCCAAGAGCCCAAGACUAUCCAUUCUGCAGAUUCAGUUAAAAACAUCGAGAAAUAAAGAUAAUUGGCAAUGCCAACCCCCAAGCAGAUGUGAUUUAAAAAAAAAAAAGAUAUCCUCUCUCCUUAAAACAGCUUUAGCUACAAAAUCAGGGAGGCUUUUCAAAACAGGUUUUAGAUCUGCUGAUUUGAUAGAGCAUUUGGGAAAAGAGUCUAAGGCUAAGGGAAAGAGCCAGCAUUUUGGCUUCUUAGAGUACAAAUUAUCUCCUCUCUGUCUCUGUCUCUGUCUCUCUUUCUGUCUCUGUCUAUCUGUCUGUCUGCCUCUCUCUCAACACUUUCUUGAAAGACUUUUGUUUCUAUAGCAUUCCACACUUAUGUAAAAUAUAUUUGAGCCCAAGCUUUAGAAUUCUCUGAAAAAGGAGGGGGGGAGGCUUUCCUGAAAUAAACAAUGACAUGAGAAGAACCCUUACUAUACAAAAUAAUGAAAGCAAAGCCCUUUUUAUUUGUUGGCUUGUUUUGGAAAGAGUCUCCUGCCAAACUAGAAGUCUACACAGAGAGCUUGAGUGGGAAUAACUCUCAGCUUCAACAAUGUCAAUAGUGAUCAUAUUAAGCCUUCCCAUCAAAUUGUUCCCCUAAGAAAAACUACAUCUCAAACAUGGUGGCCAGAACUAAAUGGUGCUGAAGUUAAAAAAAAAAUCCUAGAGGUAGAGGCAGGGAUAAGAAUAUCAGGAAGUAGAUGAACCAGUUUUGGGUAAACUGCAAGUCAUGUACAGUGGGGUGGAGGUAGAGGAAGAAGGAAAUAGUGUGUAGUAAAAACAUGCCUCUGCAUGGGUUUUUUCUUCACCCUUGUGACUUUUUUAAAAAAAAAUCAGUAUUUUUGUAAUACUUGAAUUAUCUUCCUUUAAAGCAAGCAUCUUUUUAAUGAAAAGUGUAACCACCUACAUUCAUGCUAAAGAAUUCUUUCUUGGAACUCCUGUGUCCCCUUAAUAAAACCCUCUUUUAAAAAGCUAACUUUAAAGCCUGUAUUAGAGGUUUUGCUCUUUUUUGGUGUUAUAGAUCCCUUUGGCAGCUCAGUGAAACCUAUGAGCCCCUUUUCAGAAUAAUAUUUUUAAGUGAAUAAAAUAAAAUACAUAGGAUUACAAAGGAAGUCAAUUAUAUUAAAAUACAGUUAUCAAAAAUUUUUUACAAAACAAGUUUGUGGACCCUCAGCUAAAACCACCACACACACACACACACACACACACACACACACACACACACACAUACACACUAUGCAGUAUGGAAUCAUGCAUCAACUAAAAUUGUCUCCACUAUUGGGGGGAGGAGGGUCGAGCAUCGCACUUGCAAUUUCCUAUGUAUAAGGAAUUCAAAUGAGCAAAUUCCCUCCAGGAGUGUAGAUCAACACCUACUCCGCAGCUUUCAUUCUUAGACAAGUUACCUGUGGCAUUAUGAGAUUAAGCAACUUUCCCAGGGUCACACAGCCAGUAUAUGGCAUAGGCAAGUCUUGAACAAAGGUUUUCCUGAUGUCAAAGCAGCUCUCUAUCUUUUGUGCCACAUUGCCUCUUCAACUACAACAAUCUUUUUUAAAUUGCGUUGCUUCUUUUCCAAUCCAAUAUUUAAAUAUAAUUGUGUAAACAAAUCAGUCACCUUGCCAGGGUGGACUACUCCCCAUUUAUUAAAGACUCCUCUCAGAUUGUACAACAUUGUUGAUAUCGCUGGUGUAAUGUCUCUUGUUCUUACUGUUUUCAAAGCAUUUUUAGGGACCCCAACACUCCUCUAGGGCACCUAGAAGUUGUUUCCCACUUGGAAAGGACUGGUGUUUAUGAUACAUUGUGUAAA